ACGAAAUUCUUAGUGGAAAGGAACGAUGCAGAAACUGACGACGAAAUGGAGAAGAAAAUUGCGCGACAGUGUGGAUGGCGAAGGCAGCGAUCUACCAACUCGUGAUGAUUCCCGUCCGAUUGAUUCUCGAGGUUCAUCAUCUUGAGCAAGAGGAAUUAGUUCGAUCGUUGGAGAAGAGUCAAGCUCAGCAGUCUCUUCUGUGGAGGAGUGUGUUCGCGGGACUGGUUUUUUGCUACGCGAUUUUCCUCAUUUAUACAAUCCAUCAGCAGGCUUAUUCUCCCUGGGAUUUGCGCUAUCAUGCUUACUUCAUGUACGAGGUUGAUUCAGGGAGCAUUAUAGCUGCAGAUGGGGCAGCUGUUUUGGUAUGCUUAAUGCUGAUCACCGGCUUGAUGCACAACACAAGACGCCAUCGCCUUUGGCUUCUAUCCUCAUUUUUCCCGAGUGCAUUAUUAACAGUCUUUUGGUUGCACCAUAUGCUGAGAUUGGCGAAGUUUAGAUGGGAUGUGAUUUGGCUUCCUCUAGCACCGCUUGGCGGAGCUGGAAUUUGCUUUUAUGUGGACCAUUUACUUGAAGAAUCUUCGGAAGAAGUAAGGAAGCUUCGAAGUUACAUGUACUCUUACAAGGCUUAUUGAGGAUUCGGGCUUCUACCGACAUUUGGCUACACCUAAAUUCUGGUAUGAAAUUUACGGACGCUGCAGUUUUCUUUGUUUUGCGCAUUGCAAGUAUGGGUAGGAUGGAUAUAUGUGUCGAUAAGCUAAUUUUAUGUUCAUGUUCGGGUAUGUUCUUUAGGUUCGAUAGAUGCUCUCUCGUAGCAAAUAGCAAUAGCAUGUGAUAGAGAAGUUUCAAUAUAUGAGAUGAUGUUAGCUUAGAUUGGUGAAAAGAAGAGGAUCCUAUGCUGAAUUUGUUUCAAAUUUUGUUCACAAGAAAAUUGAUUAUUUGCUCUCCUGAA
Molecule: messenger RNA, 949 nt
Organism: Andrographis paniculata
Lineage: Eukaryota; Viridiplantae; Streptophyta; Magnoliopsida; Lamiales; Acanthaceae
Exons: 7
Coding region: 75-632 (185 amino acids)
Source: RefSeq, a predicted model, not a curated record